ACCAAACACAAGAGCUUACAAUCAUUUAACAAUAUUUAGCAUACCUUUCUUCUCUUCCAAUGGCUACUACCUUAGCCCUGUCAAGAUUCUGUUGCAAAAGUCUUAUCGAGCCCUUAGACUUGGGAAAGUCUAAUCCAGAGUCUGGAGAUGGAGGUAACAUUUCUCAAGUUGAAGAGGUAACUAUCAAUGAUGGGGAUGAGAAACAGAAGGUUGUUACUCAAUCCGAAAAGCCUACCAUCAAGGAUGCGGAUGAGAAACAGAAGGCUGAUGCUCAAUCCAAAGAGCCUACCAUCAAGGAUGGGGAUGAGAAACAAAAAGGUCAAGAUCGUGGAGGUUCAGUUAACAACUCUUUGAGUGAGUUCUCAAAGAACCUGAUGGGCGUUAAGGUGAAGAUAGAAAAGAAGUAAUCUGUUGUUGUGUUGUUUGUACACACUUAAGUGUGUGGUUUGCUUUAUUCUUUUACUCUUCAGUUGAACCUUUUAAAGUUAUGUUUUUUAUUUUCAGUUUUCCUGCAGUUGUUUGAAAUAAGUGUUGCUUUCACGCACAUCUAUUUUAAAGUUUUGUUGCUAUAAUAAAAUCACUUUUGUUUC
Messenger RNA from Arabidopsis arenosa, 590 nucleotides. The record is from the annotation of a GenBank genome assembly. NCBI's taxonomy places the organism in Eukaryota, Viridiplantae, Streptophyta, Magnoliopsida, Brassicales, Brassicaceae.